Pocillopora meandrina is the source of this 1241-nucleotide messenger RNA. NCBI's taxonomy places the organism in Eukaryota, Metazoa, Cnidaria, Anthozoa, Scleractinia, Pocilloporidae. The record is from the annotation of a GenBank genome assembly.
GGACAUAUUCUGCGCAGAGCCCAUUCUUGCCGGUUGCAGAGUUUCACAGCUGUCGUUCGAAUUGAGCCAGAGAAAACUGUGUACGUUAUUACAAAUUCCCCUGUAAUAAUUGUGUGGGAAACUCUUGGCCUCCUCUAAUAGUGGAUAAUUUUUUUAAUACUACACGGUGGUACACGAGGAAAAAUGCCUCCAACUCAGUCUUUGAAAUCAUGUGUGGUUAAAUUAGGUUCUUGCAGAAAAAGUGACUCGGAGCUUGUAAAAAAGGAUAAAAGAGUGCAUUUUGCAGAUUCAAUGGGACUUGCUCUCGUAUCCAUAUUUUAUUUACCGCAACCUCCUACGAGAACGAAAUUACCUCAACAGCGAAGAUGCGAAGAGAAAGCUAAACUAUUAAAUUUUUUACAGCCAGUAGAAAAAAGAGACUUCAAUGAAAGACUUAACAGCCUUAACGUUUCCCUAGAAAAUAUUGUUCUGCGGAACUUUGGGGUCUUUGGAACAGUGAAAGUUCGGAAUCUGGCGUACGAAAAAAGAAUUACAGUGCGGUACACGAUCGAUGGCUGGUCAAGUUUUCGUGAUGUAGUGGGUAAUUAUGUACAUGGCUCUUACAAUGGAAUCACAGAUACUUUCUCAUUUGAAAUAGCUAUACCGACAACUCUUAUCAAAGACUGCAAACUGGAGUUUGCCGUGUGCUACAAGGUACUAGGAGUAGAAUUUUGGGACAAUAAUAGUGGAGACAAUUAUCGUGUUAUGUGCUAUUCACCGAACCAGUGGAAAUCUCGAGAGUGGGUUUAUAAUAAUAACAGUAGUUUGAACGUUUAUGGGCAUAUCCAAUACAGAUAUGUGGGCCUUGGAUUUUGAAAUGAAAGAUUGAAAAGUGUCAAGUUGAAAUCAGAUUUUAGCGAGAACUUCUUAGAAAGGACUUGGAAUCGAACUCUAACCCUCGUCUUAUAGCGUCAAUAAGUUUCAGGAUGCUUAUUUUAGCAGAAGUAGUUCGAACUUCUUCAAACUUAAUAUUAUUGAGAGUUUGAAUUUUUUUACCGGCAUCAUUUGGUCAGUAUAGUCAUUUUUAAUUUUUCAAGGCGAAAGUCAAGCCUCGUAAGUUGAGUUGUCUUCGUAACAACAUCGUACGUUGCUAACUAUUAAAGAAUUUUGUACUCGUGUAUAGAUCAUUUUGUAUUCAAAGUCGAGUUGGCAUCUUAUUUAUUUCAUAAUUGGUUAUGUAAACGGAGAGAUAAAGUAAAUUA